GCGCCAGCUCUGCGUCACAGAAACGCACUCAUUCAAACGCACGGGAUCACAACACCGAGACACCCGGAAGGUUCAAACGCGCGACCAGCAGUCCAGAAUGAAUCGCUUUAAAACGUCCAAAUACAAGAACACCACUCCCAAAAUCCCCAAGAAAGAUGGCUGGAUUGCAAAUGUACGAGGAGGUUCCUUCUCUUCUCAGGGCAACCACAUCAAAUCCAGCUGCAGUCUGGUGGCCUUCAACACGGAUCAGGCUGGAGGUGGGAUGAUCGGCCUGUCUUCUGUGAAUGCCGGAUCUGACGGGAAGUGGACCGUGACCCAGAUUUCAUGCCAUGCUGACCUCGUGACCGACUUGGACUUUUCUCCAUUUGAUGAUUACCUGCUGGCAACCUGCUCAGCUGAUGAGACUGUGAAACUGUGGCGUGUGUGUGAUCCGGAUCAGGAUCAGCCCAGUAAUGCCGAGGUCACUCUGACCCCCAAAGACGGACGACUGGAGGUCGUUCUCUUCCACCCAGCGGCCUCAGGUCUGCUUGCUGUGGCGUCUGCGAGGGGCGUUCAGGUGUGGGACGUCACACGAGACUCCGCCUUAACAGUUCUGGAGCAGCAUGCGGAUCAGCUGCAGGCUCUGGCCUGGAAGGAGGACGGAUCACUGCUGGCUUCAUCCUGCAAGGACAAAAAGCUGCGACUCUUUGACCCGCGGGCCCAGCCAUCAGCCGUUCAGUGUGUCCAGGGUCAUCAGGCUAAUAGAGACUCUCGUGUACUUUGGGUCAAAAAUGACAACUUGCUCACUACUGGCUUCAACCAGGUGAGGCAACAGGAAGUGAGACUCUGGGACAGCAGGAAGUUGUCCUCCUCCCUCAGCUCGCUGUCUUUGGCCACCUCCAAUGCGACUCUGGUGCCGCUGUUUGAUCCGGAUUCUGGACUACUUAUUGUGUCUGGAAAUGGUGAGAGUGUGAUUGACUGUUUUGAGGUGAACACCAGUGAGCCCUACCUGUCUCAAGUGAGUCACUGUUUGACGGACGUGUCGACCCGUGGCGUGGCUCUAGUGCCAAAGCUGGCUCUGGACGUCGGCUGCUGUGAGGUUUUACGGCUGAUGCAGCUCACGGAUAGCUUCAUAGUGCCCAUCAGCUACCAGGUGCCUCGCAAGGCAGGACAGGACUUCCAUGCGGACUUGUAUCCGGACACUGUGGGUCACACCGCGCCCAUGACGGCAGAGGAUUGGUGGAAAGGAGAGAACAAACAGGUGGAGCGAGUCAGUCUUCACCCGAGCAAGAGGCCAAAGCCCAGCGCUCCAUCAGCUCAGAAGACUUCAGCUAAGGAUCUGCCCCGCGUCAAGAGCAAAGAGGAGACCUCAACCUCCAGCAGUCCCCUUAGCACCCCCAGCAGCAGUGCCGCCCCGUCCCGCUCCCCGUCCUCCACCAGCGGCCUGUCGUCUGGCUUCCUGCCGAGCCCGAGCCCCAGUCAGAGCUCCCGCGCCUUCCAGAACAUGCUUGGCCCGAGUUCGAAGUUCCGUCACAUCCAGGGGGCCGUUUUGCACCGGGACACCCACAUCACCAACCUGCGUGGGCUUCAUCUGACUACACCAGGGGAAUGUGAUGGCUUCUGUGCCAACGGGCAGCGUGUGGCGGUUCCUCUCGCCAUUGCCGGAGGGCAGAUCGCUGUAUUUGAGCUGUCCCAGCCUGGAAAACUGCCGGAUACCGCCCUACCCACCAUCCAGAACUCUGUCAAUGUGGCUGACUUCUGCUGGGACCCCUUUGACACACACAAGCUGGUUGUGGCCGGUGAUGAUGCCAAGAUCCGCGUGUGGAAGAUUCCCAAAGAAGGCCUGACAGAAACCCUGACUGAGCCGGAGUGUGUUCUGCGCGGACACACUGAGAAGAUCUACUCCAUCAAGUUCCACCCCCACGCAUCCGGCCUGCUGGCUUCCUCCUCAUACGACCUCACGGUGCGCCUGUGGAACCUGGAGACAGGAGAAGAAGUCAAGCGACUCACUGGACAUCAGGACCAGAUAUUUGGCAUAGCUUGGAGUCCAGACGGGAAACUGCUGGCCACUGUGUGUAAGGACGGAAAAGUGCGUUUGUACGACCCACGCAAGUCCACAGCGCCCAUCCAGGAGGGCCCGGGACCUGAGGGCCAGAGAGGGGCCCGUGUAGUGUGGGUCUGUGACGGCAAGUACCUGAUGGUUUCAGGAUUCGACUGUCGCAGUGAAAGGCAGCUGUACCUGUUCUCCGCUGAGUCCUUGGCAUCCGGCUCUGUGGCUUCUGCACCUGCUGAUGUGUCUCCCUCGACCCUUAUCCCGUUCUACGAUCCCGACACCAGCGUCCUCAUCCUCACUGGGAAGGGUGACACACGUGUUUAUAUAUACGAGAUCGUGCCUGAAGCGCCGUACUUCAUGGAAUGUAGUAGUUUUCAUUCCUCUGAACCACACAAGGGGUUGUGUUUCCUGCCAAAAAUUGAAUGUGAUGUGCGUGAUGUGGAAGUGGCUCGGGCCAUCCGACUCGGCAAGUCCACCAUUGAACCCGUGGCCUUCAGAGUGCCUCGUGUCAGAAAAGAGUUUUUCCAGGAUGAUGUAUUCCCUGAGACUGCGAUGUGGUGGGAAGCAUCUCUGACCGCUGCUGCCUGGCUCUCUGGAUCCAACGGGCAGCACCGCAAAAUCAGCCUGCAGCCUAAAGACAUGACGCCUGUAAGUGAAGCACCAAAAGAGGCUCCUGUGAGGAAGUACCUGCCCUCCUCUGUCUAUCUGGAGGAGAAAACUGAUGAACAGAAGAAAGAGGAGUUGCUCAGUGCCAUGGUGGCUAAGCUGGGAAACAGGGAAGACCCUCUGCCACAGGAGUCAUAUGAGGGGGUGGAUGAAGAAGAGUGGGACGACUAACACACAAGCCUUGCCUCGCGGUCCAGUCAGGGUGCCAAAGCAGACAUGGGACGUGCCUGCUGUAUUUUAAUCUUGCCAUUCCAGGGUGCCAAUGUAUCUUUGAACCUCCUAAACGCUCCUCAUCCCGUCAGCUUCACCUCCAACGGCCUGCUGAUUCACUCUCACACACUCCUCUAUCUUCCAGCUAAUCGACCCGUCAUCUUUUUGCAUUGUUCAUAACUGGAGUAUUAAUAUCUGUUAUUAAUGGUGAAAUAUGAUUCCUCACACAUAAACACAUUCAUACGCAUAGCUCAGAUGUUCAUCUCAGACGCAUGACGCACAUUUAAAGUACGACAGGGUUUUUUCGGUGUCAUUUUUAAUGACGGGCAUGAGUUUUGUACUGCUGUUAUUGACUGUAUGAUGACUGCAUGAUAGCACAAGCCUUCCUUGAUCUGUAACACAAAACCUCUCUGGGUGUUUUCAUUGGUGAAUGUGUACUUAAUACCAACAUUUGACAUGUGGUUAAAUGUACAUUAAUAUUGUGGUAAUUUGUGGGAUUAAAUGUCACCUCCUUUAGGUGCAAGAGACCUUUGAUGCUCUUUGCGAAGCACUUUCUUUGCAGCGUUGAGAUAUUUUUUAACAUGUCUGGAACAAAACUUUACCUCUAAUUGAAUGAUCUGGAGACACUCCUUUUUAAAACUGGAAUAUAUUCCUCUCUGUAUGUUUCCUUCUGCUCAACCUCACGAACAGUAUUAACACAAAUCUACUUCAUGAGGGUUUUUUCUCCUAAUCAGGUCUAUCACAAGGCAAUACAACUAAUUUAGUUUUUUAACAGAACCUGUUUACAUAUGUCAGGAACUGUACCAUGCAUGUUAAGGCACAUGUACCAUGUGAUGUCCAGUGCUUGACAUGUGACCAUGUACUCACACAUAAACGGUAGAUGUUAAUAGAUAUAUGUUAAUGGUCUGCUGAGUGUUUUUUAAAUGUGAGCUAAUUUUGUUACCAAUAUGAUGUUUUUGGGAUGCUUUUUCAUGGCACUUGUAACUGCGUUCAUUUUAAUCCUUUAUAGGCAAUAAUGUUUUACACUUCUCUUAUGGAAUGGAAUCAGUCUUGUUGGAAUGUUGCCUCAGAAUAAAACAUUGAGAGCUAAUAUA
This is a messenger RNA of Megalobrama amblycephala (Wuchang bream), 4002 nucleotides long. RefSeq names its product coronin 7 (gene coro7). NCBI's taxonomy places the organism in Eukaryota, Metazoa, Chordata, Actinopteri, Cypriniformes, Xenocyprididae. The record is from RefSeq and is a predicted model, not a curated record. Gene Ontology annotation, cellular component: TIM23 mitochondrial import inner membrane translocase complex. Gene Ontology annotation, biological process: protein import into mitochondrial matrix. Bases 98 to 2869 code for a protein of 923 amino acids. Gene Ontology annotation, molecular function: protein binding. The transcript has 28 exons.